This is a messenger RNA of Meyerozyma guilliermondii ATCC 6260, 3633 nucleotides long. It is a transcript of the gene SMC3, whose product is annotated as cohesin subunit. The coding region runs from base 1 to 3633 and encodes 1210 amino acids. Gene Ontology annotation, biological process: mitotic sister chromatid cohesion. Gene Ontology annotation, molecular function: double-stranded DNA binding; ATP hydrolysis activity; protein binding. The transcript has a single exon. The record is from RefSeq and is a predicted model, not a curated record. Gene Ontology annotation, cellular component: chromosome. NCBI's taxonomy places the organism in Eukaryota, Fungi, Ascomycota, Pichiomycetes, Serinales, Debaryomycetaceae.
AUGCAUAUAAAGCGUAUUGUUAUACAAGGAUUCAAGACCUACAAGAAUGCCACGGUGAUAGAUUUGCUCUCGCCUCAUCAUAAUGUAGUAGUGGGAAGAAAUGGAUCAGGAAAAUCAAACUUUUUCGCCGCUAUUCGAUUCGUUUUAUCCGAUGCUUAUACUCAUAUGGAAAGAGAAGAGCGCCAGGGACUCAUCCACGAGGGCAAUGGAACCGUAAUGUCGGCUUACGUGGAGAUCAUUUUCGAUAAUACUGAUCGAAGGCUUCCAAUAUCGAAGGAUGAAGUCGCAGUUCGGAGAACCAUUGGUCUUAAAAAAGACGACUAUUCGCUCGAUUCAAAGUCAGCGACGCGUGCUGAUGUGAUGAACAUGUUGGAAAGCGCUGGAUUCUCGCGUUCAAACCCCUACUAUAUCGUUCCUCAGGGAAAAAUUACCGGUUUGACCAACUCAAAAGACGCUGACAGGCUCGCUCUCUUGAAAGAUGUCAGUGGGGCAAAAGUGUUCGAGACAAAGCUUAAAGAGUCACAGAAGGAGAUGAUGAACUCACAUCACAAACGAGACCGUAUUGAUGAAGCGUUGAAGUCGAUCGAUGACCGGCUUUCCGAUUUGCAGAUCGAAUCAAAGGAUUUCAAAAAGUACCAAACUUUGGACAGAACGCGUAAAGUGCUCGAGUUUAAGAUUUUUGACCGUGAGCUUUCGCAGUUGUCCAACCAAAUUGAUGAAAUCAUCGAGAAGCAAGACUCCUUCUCGGGAAAGUUACAACAGGACCUCGCCGAAAUCGAAAAGAGAGAACGUGUAUGCAUCCAGUUGGAAGAAACCAUCUCCAAAUUGAACACCAGCCUCAAGGUAACGACUUUGGAACACGAUCAAAUAAAUUCAGAGGUCAAGCAAAAACUCUCAGAACAAGCUGACAGAGAACUUAAACUUAAGGAAUUAAAGACUCAACUCGAACGUGAUGAGCAGGAGGCUGCUCUGCUGAAGCAUCUGAUUCAGCAUUAUGAACAGCUUGUUCGAGAAUCCGAAAAUAAGCUUCAAGAAUUGCGUCCAAGGUUAGAAAAGGAGCGAAAGAGAGAGUAUGAGAUACGAGCAGAAUUGCAGCAAUUAUCUUCUAAGCAAAGAGCAUUAUAUUCGAAGCAGAACAGGUUCCUGAAAUUUUUUAGUAAAGAUGAACGUGAUCAAUGGUUGCAAGAAGAAAUCAAGACGCUCACCACCGAAGUUGCCGAGAAGGAGGCGAAACUCACCCCAAUAAACGAGCAAGUUUCUCAAAUGGAGGAAGAGAUAUCACAGUUUACUGAGAAGGUCAGCCAGUUGAACGACGUACUUUUAGGUGGCGAUCGGGCUGAUAUAUUACUGUCCUUGCGGAGCAAGAGUAGUGAACUCAAGGCACGUAUCACUGAACUUACCGACAAGCGGAAGAGCCUUUGGAGAGAUGAGAUGAAAUAUCGAAGCAUGCAAGAUUCAUUAGCAAAUGAUCUUCAAAAUGCCGAGCACACUGUUAACCAGACGAUGGACCAGGCACAAGUACAGGGUCUAGCUGCUGUAUCACGUUUAACACAACAAUUGAAUUUGACAGAUUCUGUAUAUGGACCUCUCGCUGAGUUGUUUCACGUUAAUGACAAGUACAAGACGGCAGCAGAGCUCAUUGCAGGAGGCUCAUUGUUCCAUGUGGUUGUCGAUAAUGAUAAAACUGCAGCCAUUUUGAUGGAUGAGUUGAUCAAAACUAAAUCCGGAAGGGUGUCGUUUAUUCCGUUGAACAGAAUGAACCCACCUGUAGUAUCUUAUCCCGAUGGCCAGGUACACAAGUGCAUCCCUUUGAUAAAGAAAAUCAAGUAUUCCGAUGAGAAUCUCGAACCUGUGAUGCGGCAAAUAUUUGGUAGAGCAUUGGUAUGCAGCUCGUUAGCGAGCGGAUCAGAACUAGCACGCCUGUUUAACUUAACUGCCAUUACGCUUGACGGAGAUAGAGCAGACAAUCGUGGAGCUCUCACUGGUGGUUUCCGCGACUACAAGAGAUCUCGGCUCGAAGCUUUAGAAAUUCAGAAAAGAAAGAGAAAUGAUCUUAAGAAGACAGCAGAUGACCUCGAAGAAUGUUUGAAUGCAAUUGAGAAAGUGAAUCAGGACAUUACCGCUACGCAAAACUUGUUGCAUCAAAACACGAAAGAAUUGGAGGGCUUGGAAACAUCCACCGAACCCAUGAAAGAAAAGAUAGCACAACUUGAGCAAAAGAUUUCCAAUAAUCGCCAAUCAGUAGAUUCGCUUAACAGAACUAUUGACACGCUUCAAAGCAACAAGGAAAGUUUACUCAUGCGAAUUGGACUACACAAGGAAGAAUUGAACUCUGAAUUUGCAUCUUCGUUACUGGCACAAGAGCUUCGUGAGUUGGAAACUAUUAAUGCAAGCAUCGCUAAGACGGAAAGCGAUCUUGAUCGUGCUGUAACAGAAACGUCGGAGCUCGAAGCCUUGGUAACCCAGCAUGAAGCAGAAAUAACUGACAACUACAGACCUCAUCUCCACGCGAUCCAGGCACACAAAUCUGCGGAUAGUCACGAAAUAAAACUCAAGAUCCAAGAGGCCGAAUAUGGUUUCAAUAAUGUUCAAACCCAGGUGAGGGAAGUUCAAAGCAGAAUGGAAAAGCUAGAUUCUGAGGUACAGAAGUUGACUUCUGAGCUCGACGACGCCAAAAAGUCAUUGCAGGAAAUGAAUGAGCAACAGCUUCAAACAGCACAACAGAUUGAAGACUUUAGAAAGUCGAACGAGAAAGAUUUGUCGAUGAAAACUGUUUUGGAAGCGAGAAAGGAGGAAGUGCAGAAGAGAAUUCGUGAUUUGGGAGCCAUUCCAGAAGAAGCAUUCCAGCUGGACAAGUACGAAAAGAUGUCUUCGAAUCAGCUCAUGAACAAGCUCACACAGUUGAGUAGUGAGUUGAAUAACUAUUCACACAUCAACAAGAAGGCGGUUGAACAGUUCUCCACGUUCAAUAGACAGAGAGAUGAGUUGAGCUCCAGAAGAGACGAAUUAGAGCAGUCAAGAGAGUCCAUUGAUCAGUUGAUAUCCAAUUUGCAACUGCAGAAAGCCCAAGCGAUCACCAAGAGUUUCAAGCAGGUGGCUCUUAGCUUUAAACAAAUAUUCGAAACUUUGGUACCUGCUGGAACAGGGAAAUUGGUGUUGCACCAUCAGUCAACUAAUACUCAAAACGAGGAGGUGUCACGAGGAAAUGAAACCGGCCUCGAUGCUGAAACGUUGGAUACUCUGUCAUUUGAUGUUAAUGAGUUUACAGGAGUGUCGAUAUCUGUCUCAUUCAACUCCAAACACGACGAGCAGCAACGAAUCGAACAGCUUUCUGGUGGCCAAAAGUCAUUGUGUGCUAUUGCCUUAAUACUUGCAAUUCAGAAAUGUGACCCUGCUCCUUUCUACUUGUUUGACGAAAUCGAUGCCAAUUUGGAUACGCAAUACCGUACGGCAGUUGCAUCCAUGAUAAAUGUAUUAUCGAAAGGUGCCCAAUUUAUUUGCACAACAUUCAGACCUGAGAUGCUACAGGUUGCCGACAAGUUUUUCGGAAUCAUGUACAGCAACAAGGUUAGUUCAGUAGCUGCUAUCGACAAGGAAGAGGCACUUUCGUUUGUGGAGGGCCAAAUAGUCUAA